CGAUCACGUUCCUCCCAAACAAACUCUUAAACAUCAAACAAAAAAUCUCCUCCGCACCCACCUUCUUCGUCUUCCCUCGCACUGCAAUUGAAAUAGGUAAAUAGAAUCGCCGACUCCACGAUUGUUAAUGUAUGCAUCAAUGAUGGAUCGAGAAGAUCACAUACCUUUUUUGCUGGACGAAAGAUUGAAAAGAGAGCACCCCAAUUUCUUACAUCAAUUACUUCCCACUCAGUUCGCACACUCAACACUCUUAUCAUUCCUCUCUUCGCUUUCUUCUCUCAUCGCCAACAAGAACUAUUGAUCAAUCCCAAAUCUGUAAUCCAAAGACCACACGACCAACCAAAAUUCUAACCCACCUCCACAUUGAGAAACCCAUCCCUCCACCAACUUGGACUAGUUCACUAGUACAUCAGUAACUUGCUUCGUUCUUUGGUGCAGAAUACUCCUCAAAACCUCCACCUUCUCUCUAGCUUUCCAUCAUCUUCUUCACAGGGCUGCCGCCGACACCACUCUAAUGACCGGCGGUGGCCCAAAUUCUCUCUUUUUUCUUCCUUUCUCUUGCUCGCCGGAUUUCCUUUGUGGUUUCCUUGCUCUCCGAUCAGUGCUGGCUUUUCCUGUUUCCUUUGCCCUUCUCGGCUUUUGCAGAUCUAUUCUGAUUUUCCAGCCCUCGAUGGCUCUUCCAGCCCUUGGUGGCUUUAUCUCGGUUCCUUAGUGGUUCCUCCCACUUUCCUCCCUGGUGGAGAUGUUGUGUCUUGUUCAGAUCUAGUUUUCUAGAUCUGUUCCUCUGUUUUGGGUACAGAAGAUGCAAUUUGGGGGUGCUUCUGCUGGUUCGGUUUGAAGAUUUCCUCCUUCUUGGUGUGGUCGUUCCCGUGGGCGAUCACGUUCACUGUUGCGCCUCUGCUGUUGUGCUCCUUGCUUGAUCUCUGCAUCUUUGCCAAUCGUCAGUGUGGGUGGCGGUGUCUCUUCCGAUUGUCGUGGCGGAUGGUCCAUGUUUCUAUGAGAUCAGAGUUCUUCUUUUGGGUUGAUUUGCAGUGUGGGUGUGGGUUGUUGUUGAUGGAUUGGGUUGUGCUGCUUGUUGGUGUUCCUGUUCUUGGAACUCUUUUUGGCUUUGUGUUUCUGCAGGUGAGGCUCAUGCUGGUGGGUCUUCUUUCUUGUGGUUUUUGUGGGCAUUUCAACCCUUUGUGUUCCCUGCUCUCUGGUUUGUCAUGGAUGCUUCCGCUGCCGGCUCCCUCUCUUUGUUUCAGCUCUGAACAAUCCUGUAUAGUGCUGCCCACCGCCAUGUAAUCUCCUCGGUGAUUCACUGUGAUGGGUCGUCUUCGAACAACUCCCAGGAGGCGGCAUAUGGUGUUGCAAUGUUCAAUCAUCAUGGUCAUUGCUGUAUUGGAUGAGCUGAAGCUUUCCUUUGAGUUUUUCUGAUAAAUGAGGUUGCAAAGAGUGAUUCAGAUGCUUUGGUUUGCGGUUCAAGAAUAGAAUGCCCUUGUCUAGUUGGAUCAUGCUUGGCUUUCUCUUGUUCUGAUCUUCCCCUCGUUGGUUUGUGUGUUCCUCUAGAUGUUGAGGUUGUUCUUUCUUGAUUUGUUUUCUCAUGUUGUAUCCCUCUUUGUAACCGAUUUUAUUAGUUGAGCAAUAUAAGUGAUCCCUUUGUCAAAAAAAACCAUAACAUUUCUCCACAUCCACUCAACGCCUCGCUAAGUACGUAUCUACCGAAUGCUUGGGAUUUUUCCAGAAAUAGCAUCUUUAAAAAAAAAAUUACAAAAAUAGCACCCAUCCGUAAAAAUUUACACUAAUAGCACCCUUUUUAAUAGAACGCACCUUGAAGAUGCGUUCCAAUAAUCUGGACUCAAAUCGCACUUUAGCCAAGCGAUUUUAGGUCUGACCUAGUAAAAUCGCAUGGCUGAGGUGCGAUUUUAGGUCUGACCUACUGAAAUCGCAUGGCCAAGGAGCGAUUUUAAGUCUGACCUAGUAAAAUCGCAUGGCCGAGUUGCGAUUUGUUACUGCCAGACAAAAUCGCACCAUGAGGAUGCGAUUUUAACAUGCAAACCGCACCUUAAAGGUGCGGUUUUGGUCAAUCAAUUUCCGACAUACCAUGCAGACGUUAUAGACGUGGGUCUGCAUGGGCCUGCAUGGCAGACGAAAAUCGCAUCUCUAAGGUGCGGUUUUCAUCAGUGAUUUUGCCUAUAAAAGGCCUCCCGGACAACCAUUUCUCUUCACACCUCUCCUUCUCCCUUCCCUUUUCAAUUUUCUGUUGUAACUCUAUAUUUCUUUAGUAGUAUUGCGAUUAACGUUAACUCGUAAGUUGAUUUAGUAUUACAUAUUUCUUUAGUAGUUUUGCGAUUAACGUUAACUCGUAAGUUGAUUUAGUAUUACAUAUUUCUUUAGUAGUUUUGCGAUUAACGUUAACUCGUAAGUUGAUUUAGUAUUACCUUUUAUUGUUAAUUUUUAUUUUUUAUUUUUAUGAUAUUAACUUAACUACGAUUUUAUCGCAGAUGGAAUUCCAAAAGUUCACGCUUGGCUUACGGUGGAAUGGUUAUACGGAAGAGACUGGAAAGGAUGCCACCUACGUAGGUGGCAAUUUUCAGAAGAUAAAGGUCGCUACCAGACCGCUGCUUGAAGACCUCCAUCAAAUGUGCACUAACGUUACUUGCAUGGAUGGCACGAGAAAAGUUGAUCGUAUGGUGUACCGAUAUCCAAACAGAGAAAGUGGGUCAUUGUGGCAUGAGGAAUAUCUCAUAACCACUCAGGAUGAGGUAGACGCCAUGCUCGAAUUCAUGAGGUACAACAAUCUUUCCAAAGCCGAGAUGUUCGUUUACACUGAGCCGGUCGUAGGCGUUGGAGGUCAUUCUGGACACGGUCAAACAUCUGGUAUCCAUGGUGGAGGUGAAUUAUAUGGCGAUCAUCCCUACCAAAGUUACCAUGAUCCUCAUUCAUAUUUUCAGUACCAAGAGCAAGGUGAAGGUCAUCAUCAAUCAUAUGAAGAAGAAGUUCAACCGGACCGGCCCAACCAACCUCAGUACAACUUCCUCUCAGGCAACGGUAGUUUUCACAACUACCAUUAUGGAGCUGAUGAAGGUGCCUUUCAUGAGCUGGAUCAGAGGGAGGAUGUCAUGCCAGCACCAGUCAGUGACCCCUCCGAUGAAGAAGGAGAGAACAACGUCAGUGCAGACAGCUCCGACCCUCUUGAAGGUGCCGAUGAUUCCGGACCAGAGUCAGACUCAGCUAAUGAUGAUGAGGGGGCUCGUGACCGUGUACCAGUCCCCUACUACAAUCACAUUCCAGACGACAAUUGGAUGGUCGACAGCGACAUGGAGCCGCCAGAGGUCCCAAUAUGGGGUCCACUCACUGGGUUUAUAAAGGGCCAACAAUUUGGCUCGAAGAAGGAUGUGCGUCACGCCAUUGAGACAGAAGCAAUGACUCGACAUUUUGAAUGGCUCACAACUCAUUCCAACACUAAAAGGCUCUUAGUCAGAUGCCGUAAUCAUCACGAGGGGUGCAAUGUUAGGAUUCGGGCCAUCAACAGCAAGAGACAUGGUUGCUGGGUCAUAUCCCGUGCGGUGAACACACACACAUGUGUGUCAUCCAUAACUUCCCAAGGCCAUCGACAGUUGAAAUCCAGGGUGGUUGCUGCGGCUAUCAAGCAUCUAAUUGAGCAAGAGCCAGACCUAAAGGUGAAAGUCAUAAUCGCUGACAUUGCAAGUCGUUAUGGUUAUAUGAUUAACUAUAAGAAGACGUGGCAUGGAAAGCAGAAAGCUCUGGCCGCCGUAUUUGGUGAUUGGGAAGAAUCAUAUGCAUUCAAUUGUUUGAAAUUAAUAAAAUUCCAUUUGUACACAUAAAAAUAAAUCGUAAGGACUGUUUGGUAAAUUAUUUAAUCAUUUUGGUUGUUUUAAAUAAUUUAGUCGAAUACAAAGCAACACUCGUUAGACUCUUAGAAGAGGUAUACAUCUUCUUAGAAAAGCAGUUUUGUUGACAGAAAAGGGGGGGAUCCAAGGAUCUCUUAAUACCCGAUUUUCCCAGGGAAUGGGAGGAUAUGAUAAUCGCUUAAAACCCCAUUUCCUUAGACGUGCAUCUCUUUAUAAAGAGUCGAAGUAAGUGGCGCUAUGUAUUCGAUUAAAUUAUUGAAAACAACCAACACGAUUAAAAAUUCAACAUUAAUUUAUUUUAUAUUCCACUAAAUACAUUAACAAAAUAAAAGAAGGACAAAUGAUAAAGAAUUGUAUGUACCGGGUGAGCGUUCCAAACAUCCCUUGACCGAUGGUUGGGUUGGUCGUACAAGUCGGUUGGAUCCAACGGUCCUUGCUCGAGAUAAUACCGUUGGUUGUAAAUAUCGACGUCCUCCGCAGCCUACGAGAAAAUAACAACGAGGUUAGUACAUAGAUUAAUUAAAAAGCAAGAUAACAACAACAAAAAUUAAACCCGAAUAAUGAGUACGUACCGCUUGAAAUUCAUCAACAAAAACUCCUUCUCCUUGCCACCAAUCGGCCAUUUUUUCGGCGCAAUUCGGACAGAGCUUCGGCUCGGCGGGUUUUGAGGAAAAAACCUACGAAAUGUUUUCUGAUGGCAGAUCGGACUUUGCCGCAACCAACAGACCACUAGUUCCUAGGCUUUUGGGAGGGGGAGGGUUUAGAGAGAUAAAACUUAGAGAGAGAAGGAAGAAUGGGUUGUGGUGUGAAGAAAUGAGAGGGGAAGGGGGGCUAUCUAUAGGAUUCAGAUCGCAGGCUCCAGGGACGAGGCGGUAAUUUUGCCCCGCGCGGAUCGCAUUCUUCCAAUGCGUUUUCCGCUUCUCCAGGCGCAGAUUGCACCCUCCCAAUGCGGUUUGACUGACCUCGGCACGGAUUGCACCGCUGGCGUGCGAUCUGGGAUCCUCGGCGCGGAUCGCUCCGCUGGCGUGCGCUGAGCCGUUGGAUCGUCCGUCAAUCCGACGAUCUUGAAGAUCGUUCCGCGUCCUCCCCAAAUCGCAUCAGUUUGGUGCGUUUUAUAAUAUGGAUUGCACCCCUCUGAUGCGUUUUACAUGUAGAUCGCAUCUGUUUGGUGCGUUUUACAUUUAAAACGCAUCUUAGGGGUGCGUUCCAAAAAAUAAGGUGCUAGUUUUGUAAUUUUUUUUACAUGGGUGCUAUUUUUGUAAUUUUUUUUAAAAGUGCUAUUAUUGGAAAAAUCCCCCGAAUGCUUUGUUAUUGUUUUUUCUUCGAUCUCCUUCUUCCCUAUACAACAACUUCUUUAGGCGUCAAACAAGACUAAAAGAAUCAAACGUUUUAGGAUGCUUGAAUGUUGCCAUCUAUUUUAUUAUUUUCUUUACACGAUAAGCAUAUACAUAUCUGCUCCUUGUCUGAAUGUCGUCUACACCACUUUGAUUCUCUUCAGACAAGAUGACCUGUUCAUUCUUAAUUCCGCCGGAGAUUUGUGCCGAAUGCUCUGCUAAACUUAAUUAUCUUAAUUCUUUUUCAUCUCGAAACUAAAAAGCCGAAGCUUUUCCCAAAGGAUAAACAUGUUUUUAAGGACAUUAUAAUUACUAGUUGCUAAUUCAAGCUUGCAGAGUCAUCACUGUUAACGACAAUACACGUUGUGCAUGUGCUCUCUUGUUUGCCAUGUCUAUUAAUUUUCAAGGCGCCUUUUUCUUUGGCCUGCAUUUCCAGGAUGGAUCAGCAAGAUAAGCCGCUGUUGAAGUAUUGUAGGGCUACUCGAGAUUUUCGGAUAUUGUAGUAAUUAGUAGUGGAGUCAGAAAAUUGGUCAAUGAGGUGUUUUUCUCCGUGAAAAAUGUAAUUAUAAGUGAAGUAAAAAGUCAAUAACAAAAUACUCAAGAUUCG
This is a messenger RNA of Linum trigynum, 5795 nucleotides long. The record is from the annotation of a GenBank genome assembly. NCBI's taxonomy places the organism in Eukaryota, Viridiplantae, Streptophyta, Magnoliopsida, Malpighiales, Linaceae.